This is a messenger RNA of Brassica napus (rape), 3273 nucleotides long. RefSeq lists its product as uncharacterized. Bases 1264 to 2382 code for a protein of 372 amino acids. The record is from RefSeq and is a predicted model, not a curated record. Gene Ontology annotation, cellular component: extracellular region. Lineage: Eukaryota; Viridiplantae; Streptophyta; Magnoliopsida; Brassicales; Brassicaceae. Gene Ontology annotation, molecular function: hormone activity. The transcript has 2 exons.
UUCUUGCUUCUCUAUACUGGACAUCAGUUAUAUAGCAUCGGGUUUGGGAGAACAAAUGCUUACUCAUAAGCUUCGUUUAGAUCAACCAAAUAUUGGGAAGAAAAAUCUUAUUUGAAAGUUGAGUUAGAUAAACUAUUCCAAAAGCUAAUCACACUUGAUGACAAGAAAGAUAAUAUCUACUUUGUAGAAGUGCAGUACUCUUAGAUUCCUAGUGCUUGUGAAAGGUGUGGAGCACUUGGUCACAAAGAGAAAAGGUGUCUACUUCCGCCUAAGGCACAUGAUUAUGUUCCUAUUACAAAGAAACCAGGCCACAAGUGAAGAGAUCUCAAUGGUGAACAUUGUUCAGCUGUUGCAAAACUCGUCCACAACUCUAGUGGGUCAUCUGGAGACAGGCUUGUGCUCACUCUCCCCCCAUCAUGCGCAAGGGACUCUUCAAAAGUUCUCUGUCACUAUGCCUUCCGAGAUUACAAUUGCUAACCCAUUCACACAUUUGCACAAGAUACAUUCUACCCCUUGUUCACAGAUUGAUAACACUUUGCCUAUGUUAACAGCCGCAAAAGCUGUCUGAUUCCGUCACUUACUAUGGAAAGACACUACAUCACAAUCUAUCAUUUUGGAAGACUUUCGUUCUUCUGAAACUGAGAAACCAAUUGAUCGUCAACAAUUUUAAAUGGAUCCCGGGAACCCGCUUACUUAUGGGAAAGGUAUAUUGAUGGUGAUUGGAUAGUUUUCUAGUUAUCCUUUUACUAGCAGAGGAAAGACAAUAAAACCAACACAAAAGAUUAAAGAUAUGGAGUGGACUGUGGACACAUACUAGGGGAAAAGGUAAACAAGGUCGUUCUGGAUCGAUGGAACCAUAAUCAGGACCAAAAUCUGAUUUGGACUAAAUGGACCAAAAAAUAAUCUAGAACAUACAAAAAAAAUCUGUAUGGACCAAAGGGUGUAAAAUGACCAUUUUAAGUUCAAUGUUGACCAUUAGAUCAAAUUAUCUAUUUUAUAAUCUGAACCCUCCAAUUUCUCCCUUAAAAUCGGAUCUCUCUCUCUCUCUCUUUCACCUGGGUCCCACCGAAAUUUAAUCCAUUUUCUUCUUCUUCAUUUCAGUUCAACUACACGAUUAAAUUCACUCCUUUCACCAACCAAAAUUCUCUUCUUCAAUUCUUCAUCUACAAACCCUUAACUCUGUUUCUUAAGGUUUUUCUACAGCUUAUGACGCUUUAAAACAUCACAUGUACGACGUCCUUGGUUCAGAAAUCUUUAGGAACUAUGGAUAGUAGUGGAGCUGUGGUGAUACAUUUUGAUCAUGGUGGAGACCGGCAUAUUUCUACAUUAGUGAUAAAAGGAAGAUAUGAGGAGAUUACUUAUUCUCACUUGGUUGAUAGAAUAUGCAAGAAAAUGAAUAUCGAUGUAGCUGCGACAAAGCUUCAACUGAGUUACUUUCCUCUGGUCGUGGAUAAUAAGAGGCCUUGUUAUAUUUUGGAUGAUGAAGAUGUUUUAGGAUAUUUAAUGGAGGUAGACAAGAAAAACCGGCGUAGUGUCUUGCAUGUGGAGCUUUCCGAAAUCAUCUUAGAAAAUCAGAGUAACGAGCAUUUUUCUAUGAAUGAGGAAAUUCUGAGUGAUGCCAUAGCUAAUUAUGGUAUGGUUGAAGUUGAGGAGUUGGCAAUUGUUCCUCAAAAACAAUCAGAUGGGUACGACCAUGAGAAAAGCAAUGGAGAGGGUGAUGAAAUGGAUGAUAGGGAGGAGUUGGCAGCUGUUACACCAGUUGAAGAAACAGUUGUCAAUGUUGAGUGGGAUGAUGGUAUUGAUAUGAGUAUGGAUCAAGAAUUUGCAACUAAGAAGGAAGUGAGGGAUUUAGUGGACAGAGGAGUGCAUUCGAAUUGUUUUGAGGUUGAUAUAUUGAAGUCGAAUCAUGUUCUUUACGUAUUGAAAUGUCGUGGGGUUGGAUGCAGAUGGUAUUUACGAGCUGCAAAGCUGAAAAACUCGGCAUUUUUCACUAUCAGAAAGUAUAGAAAGAUCGAUGCAUACGUGUUCUCGGGGAGAGGGAAGUAUAAUCAAGAGGGGGAAAGAGGCACACCAAGCUUGGUCGCAUCAGUGGUGCACGCUGAUUAUCCAGGCCAAUUCAAGACUCCAGAUCCAAAUACUAUCAUAAAUUUGGUGAAGAACAAACUAGGAGUCAAGGUUUCAUAUUCUACGGCUUUGAGAGGGAAACACCAAGCUGUCAGUGAUCUGCGUGGUAACCCUGAGGAGAGUUUUGCUAGACUGCCAUCUUACUUGUACAUGUUAGAAAAGAUGAAUGAUACCAUUACACGAUUAGUAGUGGAUGAGACUAAUCAGUUUAAGUAUAUGUUCUUUGCGCUCGGAGCUUGCUAUAAACAUCAGAUUUAGCUGAGAAUUGUCCAUAUGUCGCGUAUUCUGGAGCCAUAUAUCCACUGCAUUAACCAAGUCACAUUAAAUGGGAAUGUUUAUGGAAUAACCAUAGCAAUCCAUUCUUGGCUGAAAAGGGUCAUAUUCUUGUAUGAUUCUAUAACGUUCGGAUUAGGGUUGAUAGUCAAUGGCGAAAGCUCUAGUUUGCCGAAAGUCGAGUGAUUGGUGUAACGGAGAUUGCAUAAAACGUCAUUGGCUUCUGCAGUGACCCACGAGAAAGUUUCCUUUUGGUGAGGACACUUGGAUUUUGUGUCGUCAAUGACAUGCUUGAGGCAUGUCUUACAAGCUUGGGCCUCGUAGCCUCUUCUGCAUAAGGCGACAACGUGGACUCUAUUGUUUCUGGAUACGCUGCCAAGUGAUGCGUUGUAGAAACCGUCGUUAUUGACGACGUUAGAAGGAAGAGAAGAUAAGAGGUUGUCUCGGUUGAUGCCGUAGUUACUGGUGAAAAAGUCGCCGUAGCAAAUGAAACUGGCGUGAACAUAUUUUAGGGUUUGAAAGAAGAGAAUAAAAAACAAGAAGGAAGUAGUCAUAACCCAACUCUUUCUCAGUUACUCAAACCAAUAGGGUUGAGAAAUGAAUAUGUAAUUCAUUAUAGGCGACACACAUGGCUAAUUUAUAAACAUUUUGUGUGUGGUUAUCUUAUAUAUAUAUAUAUAUAUUUUUUUUUUUUGUCAUCAAGCUAUACAGACUUAUACUGACUUUGUAAACCAAACCGGUUUAAAUAAAAAUAUUUGUUGUUGUUCUUAACAAUAUCUCAAAAUAUUUCUUCUCUAUUAUGUAGGUCCAAUUUAAUUUAACUUCCAUAUAUAAAUUUCAAAUUUAGAAAUAAAACCAGAAAUUAUGCUGGUAAGU